Molecule: messenger RNA, 2682 nt
Organism: Rana temporaria (common frog)
Lineage: Eukaryota; Metazoa; Chordata; Amphibia; Anura; Ranidae
Gene: ZC3H14
Product: zinc finger CCCH-type containing 14
Exons: 19
Coding region: 97-2388 (763 amino acids)
Biological process (GO): regulation of mRNA stability
Cellular component (GO): nucleus; cytoplasm
Molecular function (GO): poly(A) binding
Source: RefSeq, a predicted model, not a curated record
UCUUCCUCCACUCCGCCGGAUGUCGCUGUCACGUGAUCGCCGGACCGGAAGUUUAGGUUGCUCCGAACAGCUGGGGGCCUGGUGACCGGAGGAGCCAUGGAGAUCGGGACCGAGAUCAGCCGAAAGAUCCGGACGGCGAUAAAGGGGAAGCUGCAGGAGCUGGGAGCGUAUGUUGAUGAGGAGCUCCCGGAUUACAUCAUGGUGAUGGUAGCAAAUAAGAAGAGUCAGGAGCAGAUGACUGAUGACCUCUCGCUCUUCCUCGGGAAUAACACCAUACGCUUCACCACAUGGUUGCAGGGUGUGCUGGAUAAGCUACGUGCCGUCACUCCAGGAUCCAACAGCCUGAAAGCCUCAGAGGCCAUCAUCUUCAAUAGUAGCAUGCCACCCCUGAAGAGCCAGGGCAGAGAGGAUUCUGGGAGAGAGCCUCAGCCACAGCGGCAAGAGAUGUUCCACAGCGUGGUGCCCAGCAGCUCUCAAGUACAGCGCGGCUCUGACAGAGCGUCUACUGAUGCCGCCAUAGCCGCUCGCCUGACAUCCGCAGUGAAACCCCUCCAGGACUUGUCCCCCUCGGAGGACAUCAUUGACAUUAAACUGGACAUGGACGACGCCUUCAAUGAGGACUUGAGCUUCAGCUCAGAAAGUUCCAUACAUCCCAGGAAGAAGCCGAUCUCUCUCAUCAGAACGCAGAGACCUACAGCUCAGGUAUACAGGCCUCCAGGAAGCGCACAACGCCUGGAGGAACGCAGCGCCAUACACAGACCAACCCAGGGCGAGCCCAUUCCGGUCAGACAGUCAAGCUUCCAUAGCAACAGAACAGUUGACACCCAACCGUAUGAACUGCAAGAGGUCUUCCAAGCAGAGGAGACCUUCAGACCUGCAAUAGCCAUAGACAGAGCUUUACCACAGUUAGAUGUGUCCCGGAAGAGGAAGAUCCCUGUUGCCAGUUCGGUGGUGAAGGUGAAGAGAUUUUUGGAGCAGUUUGAGGAGGAGGAAGAGGAGGAGGAGGAGGAAGAGGAAGAUUACAUCACUCGAGCGACUGCUUUACCCAGCAGUGUGUCUAUUCCUUCCAGACCGGAGAGGAGGCCUACUCUCCCGCCAUCGAAACAAGCCAACAAGAACCUCAUCCUGAAGGCCAUAUCUGAAGCUCAGGCAUCUAUUACCAAAACCACCAAUUACUCUACAGCUCCCCCAAAGCAGAUGGUUCCCGUGGCUCCACGAUCUCGUCCGCUCCCCGAAGAGGACCUGAUCCUGAUGAAGAGUCGAGCCUCCGUGUUCCGCUUUCAGGAGGAGCCGGAGGAAGUGCCGGACAUCAGGCAAGGAAAAUCGGCAGGAAGUAUCGGGGUUCACUGCAACGCACAAGUGGAACAGCGUAGAAUGGACAUCCUAUCCAGAUUGCAGCCAGAACCAGUGGAGAUGUCCAACACCUGGGGACAAGUCAAUGAGCGUAGACUGGACAUCCUCUCCAGAUUGCACCCAGAGCCAGUGGAGGAGACCACAACCUGGGCACAAGAUGCUGAAGGAACAGAAAGUUUUCGGGCCAUGGACAGCCGGUCCUUCAUCCUGAAAAGUCCAAAAGUAUCCAAGACAUCCCCCAUGCCAACUGCUCCCAUGCAAACUCCUCCUCCUAUGCAGACUCCUCCUAUGCAGACUCCUCCUAUGCAGACUCCUCCCACAGUUGACAGUCCACAGCCGUUUGGAAGAAUUACACAGCCCAGAGAGAAUCCAAUUUUUGAAAAGCCAGCAAGUCCCAAGUUUAUUGUGACUCUGGAUGGGGUCCCGAGCCCCCGUGCUUACCACUCUGAAGAAGAGAUGGAGAUGGAGGUGGAGCCGAUGGACUACACAGAGGAAGGUCUGUACGCUGAACCUCAAAACCUGCUUGGCAGGGCUGAGCAAAGUCCUCUCAUGCAUCCGAAUUCCCAGGAUGUGCGCACUUCUAAUGAUGCUGCUGUUCCUGGAAAGGCAAAGAUCCACGAGCGCUGCAAGUAUUGGCCAGCCUGCAAGAAUGCAGAGCACUGCGCCUAUCACCACCCAACUACUGUAUGCAAGGCUUUCCCCAAGUGCCGCUUUGCUGAUAAAUGCUUUUUCAUUCACCCCAACUGCAAAUUCGAUGCCAAGUGUACCAAAGCAGACUGUCCUUACACCCACGCCAGCAGACGGUUACAGCCACCUCCUGCGACAAAACAAGAACCGACUGCCAAGAGCCACGUAAAGGUUCAGUGCCGUUUCUUUCCUUCAUGCAAAAACACAGAGUGCCCAUUUUUUCACCCCAAGCACUGCAGAUUCAGCAGUCAUUGUACGCGGGUAGACUGUGAAUUUUACCACCCCAAAACCGUUGUUCCUCCCCGACAUGCCUUAACCUGGAGACGUGCACAAGCCAGCAGUGAUUGAUGUUACCGGACUAUAGGACCCCUCCACACUGGAAGCUGUGAGAUUUGCCCGCUGUCCCUCCACCAGCAAAGCCGUCCUGAACUGCGAUGGUCACAUUUUGUUCCUUUUUUUUUUUUUUUUUUUUAUUUAUAUUUGAGAAAGCAAGACUCGGCUUUGUUACCUGUGAAGGUUUUUGGGGUGUGAUUUGCUUUUAUAUGAACUCUUUGUGUACAUGAUCACCUUGACACAUUUUAAUUGUUUUGCAAGAAGCCGUGCUUUUGGUUUUUGCACAAAUAUAAUAUUUUUCAUUUCUAA